AUGUUCAGCUUGAUGCAGCUGUUGCUGACCUUCACGAUUGGCUUCGUCGGCUUCAGCUCCCAAUGUGUCAUGACAAUCGGGAUGCAGAAGGAGAAGUCAGCCACUGCCUCUCUGGUUCGACAGAGCCUCUGCCCAGUCUUCGCGCUUCUCUGGCAGGGCCUCUUCUUCCCAGACGAAAGCUUAUCGUGGACGAGCUUUGCAGGCUUUUGCACCAUCUUGCUGGGCCUGGCAGUUACAGUGGUCUUCAAAGCUUUCAGAGAGAGCUCUCACAAGCCCAAGCUGUACUAUUCGCACGUGCAAUCAGAGGAGAAGCCAGAGACGCAAGACAUGCAAGAGGAUGGUACUCCCUCAAAAUUGGAUCACACCCAGUGCUUGCCGUCUUUGGCACGCGAUUCACGCGAUCCUGCUCUGAAUGUCCUGGGGAAAAGGAGCUUCUUUGAUGAGGCACCUGGGGUGGAUCGCGAAAAUGAGAUGAUCGAAUUGCUUCAGAAGGAAGGCUUCAGCAGAAGACAGGCGGUUCUUGCGCUGGAGGAGGUGGGCUGGUCCAGCCCGAAGGCCGCGCUGGACAUUCUUUUGGACUGCAAAUACGGUGAUGCUGCCUUGCAGCGCAGUGGCGACACUGUCGAGGAUCGUUGA
Molecule: messenger RNA, 636 nt
Organism: Symbiodinium natans
Lineage: Eukaryota; Dinophyceae; Suessiales; Symbiodiniaceae
Source: the annotation of a GenBank genome assembly